Coniosporium apollinis CBS 100218 is the source of this 519-nucleotide messenger RNA. RefSeq lists its product as uncharacterized. Gene Ontology annotation, molecular function: oxidoreductase activity, acting on NAD(P)H, oxygen as acceptor. The record is from RefSeq and is a predicted model, not a curated record. The transcript has a single exon. Gene Ontology annotation, cellular component: intracellular anatomical structure. NCBI's taxonomy places the organism in Eukaryota, Fungi, Ascomycota, Dothideomycetes. Bases 1 to 519 code for a protein of 172 amino acids.
AUGGCCGUAAACCUCUUCGGCGUAAUCAACGGCCUUAACACCUUCAUUCCAGUCAUUCGUUCCCAAGACAAGCCCUCCGCGAUUGUGAUAACAGGCAGCAAACAAGGCAUCACGAAUCCUCCGGGCAACCCGGCCUACAACGCCUCCAAAUCCGCUGUGAAGACACUGGCAGAGCAUCUCAGCUACGACAUGAGAGGAACCAACACAUCUGUGCACCUGCUUGUGCCUGGCUGGACGUUUACCGGGCUGAGCGGUGGACACCCUGGGAGCUCGAAGGAGAAGCCCGCUGGUGCUUGGGCACCGUCACAGGUUGCGGAAUAUCUGUACAAGAAGAUGGAGGAGGGGAAGUUCUAUGUGAUGUGUCCGGAUAACGAUGUCACGGAGGAAAAGGAUAAGAAGAGGAUGUUGUGGAGCGUAGGUGAUAUUGUGAACGAGCGCCUGCCGUUAAGUCGGUGGAGAGAAGAGUACAAGGAGGAGGCGGAGAGGUGGAUGGAGCAGCGGGACGUUUCGAAGUUUUGA